Suillus fuscotomentosus is the source of this 1278-nucleotide messenger RNA. RefSeq lists its product as uncharacterized. Lineage: Eukaryota; Fungi; Basidiomycota; Agaricomycetes; Boletales; Suillaceae. The record is from RefSeq and is a predicted model, not a curated record. The coding region runs from base 1 to 1278 and encodes 425 amino acids. The transcript is spliced from 8 exons.
AUGCAAGCAGGAGAACGGCGCAGACAAUUGCGGGAAUGGUUUCGGAAUAAUUCUAAGGGAAAAACUACACCUGGCAGUAGCUCAACCGGUAAAGCCCUAUCUGCACUACUUGGCCAGCGUGCGCGAGGCACUCGAAACCUCAAAGAAGUUGAAGUGCUAAGCGCAGUCCGGCAACACACCACUGAUUGCUUUGCGGAUGAGUCGGACGAAGUUAAGAAGGAAAUUCGGGAGGAGACUGAUUCACGAACAAAAGAAGAAGUUUAUCACUACCACCACGGUAAAACUGCAGAUGGUCUGAGCUUCAAGGCAUGUACGCCAAACUUCCAUGAACAGUACCUAUCACCAUUUGAACGACACCUUGGAUGCAUCUAUGAGGACGAGUCAACCUCACCCCAUCUUCCACCUGGCCUGAUCUCAUUGGAGAACAAGUCCUUGGUCAUAAAUGUGCUUGAUCCCUCUCUGGACUUCAAUGCACUUGCAGGAACGAAAGAACAUGAUACACCAAUCACUGCUUGGAGAAAGUCGACAGCAUUUGAUGAAUACCUGCUAACUACAUCAUCCCCCACCUUUAAUCGCACUCAAUGGCCAGGUGUCAGCGUGGCGGAUCCAUCAGUCGAAGCUAUUCCUCCUCUCAUGUUUCAUCCGUUGUCAUCGUUUCACACCACCCUCUUGCCCCAGCCUGCUUCGCUCUUGGCUCAGCAAAUGAAUCAAUUUUCUGCACUUGAGGAGGUCAAUGGACUUUCCAUGGAACUGCAUGGCAAUCCAUUGCCAUUCAACCAACCAAUGUUCAAUUUGGGGCCGCACACACCCCCAGACGCCCAUAUUCCAUUGUCCUUGCUAAUGACUAUCACACCGUCACUCCUGUCUACAUCCACACCACCCGAGUCAAUUCAUUUCAAGUCUACCGAACAUCAACCCCUAUCAGCUCCUCAUCAACCAUUGUCCAUUGACUGGGCAUCUUCUGCGGCUUCUCGCCAGCUGUCACCUUGUGACAUCAGGGGAGUCUUGGCUGGUAAAACUCUCCAACCCAGUUUGGAGACAGGGACGGUGUCUUUGUUACCUGUUGUCUCUGCUGCCUCCAACAGACGCACCAAGCGCCCACCAUGUCCUUCUACGGGAGCUGCUGAAGCCAACAAAAUUGGUGUCAAGCAAGGAACAAAGCCUGCACCAAAGAGGAAGCAGACCGAAGUCCAGCGCAGUGUGUGGAAGCCCACAGAGGUGAUGGCCCUCAUCAACAAGGGCAUCCAGGAUGUAUGGAGUCGAGCCUUUGCGUUUUGA